Molecule: messenger RNA, 1160 nt
Organism: Moneuplotes crassus
Lineage: Eukaryota; Ciliophora; Spirotrichea; Euplotida; Euplotidae
Source: the annotation of a GenBank genome assembly
CUGGUUUAAUAAUAAAAUGAACGAACAAGAGCAAAAGCAUGCUUCCGGAAAACAUAUCUAUUCUCUAUUAAACAGGUCUGAGGGUCAUACACGCAAAGAAGUUUAUAAGCAACUUGAAAUAGAAGAUGAGCCUUGGAAUCAGUGAAAAGUUGGCCGCUCAAAAAGUCUCCAUGAGUAUUCUUUUGUAGGAUUUUUGGUAAGGAACAGUCUAACAGAAAAUUAUUUGAUAGGAGUCUUGUUGAUGCUCGUAGCUACUUUUAUGUGGACUGUAGUCCAUAUUGGUAUGAAGCUUAUGUAUGUUUUCUCUCCUACGAUGAGUCCAUUUGAUCCAGUUUUAUGGAUGGGUCUUUUCCUUUUGUUGUUUUCUCUCAUUUAUGCCAAGGUAGAGAAGGUUAAUCUUAACAUUUUGAGUUAUAAACCCAAGAUGCAGUGAGCUAUAUUAUUGAGAGCAUUCUUGGGUCUGGUUAAUAACUUCUGCUUAUGCCAAGGACUCCAGUAUAUUUCUGUUGGUAAAGCAGUCCUGAUUUACAGCUUGAGUCCUAUCUUCUGUGCUAUUAUAGCUGCUAUAUUCCUUAAAGAGAAGAUUACUUGGAAGAAUAUCGCCUUGAUUCUACUUUCAAUCGUUGGAAUAUACUUAUUGACAUUGAACAAGUCGGAGGAUCCCAAAGUUGCCUCGGAUGAGACCUUAGGUUACUGCUUGAUUCUAGCCUCAGCGUUUUGGUAUGGAUUAACAUUUGUAGUUCUCAGAACAUUGAGUCUGGGAGGUGUCCAUAUUCUUGUGCCUUUAUUUUAUUUUGGGUUAGGCUCAUUGGUACAAAGUAUAUUUAUAAUGAUCUUUCUACCUGGUCUCCUACACCUGAGUGAAUACAGUGGCUAUGUUCUACUUUGUUUUAUAGCAAUAUCUAUUUCAUUCUUUGGUGGACAGUUAGCACUGAUGUCUUCGACUAAAUACUCAGAUGCUUCUAAGCUAGCUCCUAUUUCCUAUAGUGAGAACAUAUUGACAAUCCUUGCUGAUGUUCUUGUGUUCCACUAUCAUUUUGUUAUGACUGAUAUUAUUGGAAUUGUGAUCAUUACAUUUUGUUUAGCGAUACCGAUUGUUCUUAAAGAGAAGUAAUAUAAAUCAUUCUUCUAUGUAUAAUUCUUGCGCAUAAAGUCAUUAC